AUGGACGGUGUGCCCAAGAUGGCAAGGAGGCUAGGCAUUAGAGGGGAUGACAGUGAGCCGUUAGGCGACACCAUGGAAGAUAGGGGCGUUAAGGGAGGUCGUGGCAUGCAAGAAGGCGGCACCAAGGGAGGUAUCCAAGGCAGUGCUGAAGGUGGCACUAAUCACGCCAUGCUAGGGGACACCAAUAAUAUAGGCAGCGACUAUGGUACAGAUGUUGGUGUGCUUGGCAAGGCAGGGCACUGGCUGCGUGGGCGAGGAGACAGUAGAGGGAAAGAAAGCGAUGUUAGAGGGGAUGACAACGACCCUGAGCUAUUAGGCGAUGCCAUGGAAAAUGGGGCGAAGCCGAAUGUCUUGGAACGGGUGGUGCCCAUGGCACAUAUGAGGGCGAUGGCGCUUAUAGCGCGUGAUGGAGGCACGCUGGAGGCAGCAAGGAUGGAGACGUCGACAGAGGAAGACUGGGUGGUGCCCUGGGCAGCACUGGCCACGUCUAGGCGACGUCGGGGCUGGUCUAGGCACGUCUAG
Ilex paraguariensis (yerba mate) is the source of this 522-nucleotide messenger RNA. NCBI's taxonomy places the organism in Eukaryota, Viridiplantae, Streptophyta, Magnoliopsida, Aquifoliales, Aquifoliaceae. The record is from the annotation of a GenBank genome assembly.